Molecule: messenger RNA, 1881 nt
Organism: Beauveria bassiana ARSEF 2860
Lineage: Eukaryota; Fungi; Ascomycota; Sordariomycetes; Hypocreales; Cordycipitaceae
Product: RING finger domain protein, putative
Exons: 1
Coding region: 1-1881 (626 amino acids)
Source: RefSeq, a predicted model, not a curated record
AUGUCUCUCGUAGGACUCUACAAUGGAGUGCUACUCUUCAGCAACCCCUCCUGGAACGGCGCCGGCACCGUCCCGGCGUCGCUGAUACGCAACAUUACCGAUGUCGCCCGGGAUCUUGGCUACGAGCAGCACAUAAAGCAGAACCUCACUACUCUAUCCACAAACGGCGCCCAAACUCUCAACGGCGUCAUACAAGGUCUGCUUUACGUUCCCGACAUCUCCACCGUCGCCUCGUGCAACGCACAACAAUACGACUUCAUCCCCCACAACGUCACCCGCAGGUCCCAGCUCCCUCCCGCAAACUACAACCUCAUCGCCCUCGCCCCCUGGUUCAGCAUAGAUUGCGUCCAGGCUUACCUCGCCGCGGCCCGUUUGGACCCCAUACGUGGCUUCAUCUUUUACAAGCCAAACAAUUCGACAUAUAAGCCGCAAGAUUCGGACUCUGCAGUAUGGAAUCUCGACGAUGGCGGCGCUUGGAAAGAAUCCAGAUUCCCCAUCUUUGCCAUUCCCGGCAUCGAGGGCCAGAAGAUGAUGACUCAACUGAGUCUCUAUUCCGGAACCGCCGAUACCGUCCCUCAUGGCGCCGAAAUCAUGCAGCGAUACGGCACAAACGAAAGAGACUAUGUUAGAAUCUGGGCCCAACUAACCAUGAGAGGGCCCGCGAGCCUGCCCUCGCUAUGGGUUUACUUUCUCAUCGUUAUUGGUGCCCUCCUCUUCAUUGUUGCCUCGGUAUCACUCACCAUGCAUUUCAUCCAGCGACGGCGCCGCACCUCUUUGCGCAAACGUGUCGAGUCUGGUGAAGUCGACCUAGAGGCUAUGGGUAUCAAGCGCCUAACCGUCCCUGCUUCUCAUGUCAAGGACUUUUCAUUAUUUACUUACACCAGCCAGCCCGAACUUGCCUACGACCUGUCCACGCCAAUUUCCGAUGUGCCAUCCACCAUGCCAUCCAACAAGGGCAGAAAGAAACGAAGAGGCGACCGUCAGAGCAACUCAUCCGCCACUGUCAUCUCGGACAGCGUGCAGACAAUGCGCAGCCAGCGUUCUGCCGUGACUGGAAAAGCCGAUACAACCGCCACCAAUUUCCAGCCUCGCUGUCACAUUUGCCUUGUCGAGUUUGAAGAUCGCCUGAGCAUCAUUCGCGAGCUGCCUUGCCACCACAUUUUUCACCCGACCUGUAUCGACGAGUUCCUACUCCGCAACAGCUCCUUGUGUCCCAUGUGUAAGCAAUGUAUGCUGCCGCGGGGAUAUAGCCCCAAGAUUACCAACGGCAUGGUCCGCCGUGAGCGUGCACUGCGGAAGCUUCGAGAACGAGUCGAGUUUGAUGACUCCUCGAUUGAAUCUGGCGAUGCCAAGUUCAAGGGCUGGGGCAGACCAGGUUGGGGCAAGCGCUUCUUCCAUUCCAUAUCCUCCUCGGAAGACAGCCAGGAUCUCCAACUAGAGAAGCGGCAGACUUCGUCACCCGAACGUCCCGGCGGAGACGAUUCUCCAAGAAGGAGCGGAAAUGGGAGUGACGAUAACGCUGGCGGUGAAACUCCCGAAGCUGUCCCAACAGCAGCAGCAGCAACAACGCAAGCACCGGCAGUUGCGGCGCCGCAGUCUACGACGGAGACUUUUGUCCCGCCCUCGGCUGUGUCCGCCCCGCCCCCGAAGAAGGCCCGCGCACGAAAGUCCAAAGCCCGACCCCUGCAUGUGCUGCCCACGCAGCCCGAAGGCUCAGAACUUCGCACAGGGUUCGCCGGCUUUGUUGGUCGUAGCAGUCCAUCCUCGUUUGCGCGUGAGCGCAUGCGGCAGAUUGCCAAUCAGAAUGCGCCAUUUGACGACCCCGAUCAAUCGCGUCCCAAAUGGCGCCGCGCGGUCACCAAGGUCUUUCCGGGGUUAUAA